This is a messenger RNA of Hippocampus zosterae (dwarf seahorse), 2139 nucleotides long. It is a transcript of the gene trmu, whose product is annotated as tRNA 5-methylaminomethyl-2-thiouridylate methyltransferase. Gene Ontology annotation, molecular function: sulfurtransferase activity. NCBI's taxonomy places the organism in Eukaryota, Metazoa, Chordata, Actinopteri, Syngnathiformes, Syngnathidae. The record is from RefSeq and is a predicted model, not a curated record. Gene Ontology annotation, biological process: tRNA wobble position uridine thiolation. The coding region runs from base 141 to 1376 and encodes 411 amino acids. Gene Ontology annotation, cellular component: mitochondrion. The transcript has 11 exons.
AAAUGUUCCGCACCCUCGUUUGAAGUCGGACCGUUCAUCCGUAACGGACUAUAAUCAUGUCAUGUCACGAACGAAUAUGUAAGAUUAAGACAAUUUCUUUUUCUUUCUAAUAGGUCCGUGAAGGGAAUUUAGCGAUUAAGAUGGGUGUUAUACGCCACGUCGUGUGCGCCAUGUCGGGCGGCGUCGACAGCUCCGUCGCGGCCUUGUUACUGAAGAGAAGAGGCUAUAAUGUGACUGGAGUUUUCAUGAAGAACUGGGACUCCCUGGAUGAAAAUGGCGUGUGUGCCACAGAGAAGGACUGUGAGGAUGCCUACAAAGUGUGCCAGAUGCUGGACAUCCCCUUCCAUCAAGUGUCAUAUGUUAAGGAAUACUGGCACGAGGUUUUCAGUAAUCUGUUAAAGGAAUACGAGAAAGGAAGGACACCCAACCCAGAUAUACUCUGCAAUAAGCAUAUCAAAUUCAACCAUUUCCACAAGUACGCAAUUAUAACGCUAGGUGCUGAUGCAUUGGCAACCGGCCACUACGCGAGGACCUCCCAGGAAGAGGAAGAGGUUUUCCAGCAGACCCCCAAAACUGGGCCCCUUGUGCUCUUUAGAAAUCGAUUUGAAGUUCGAAACCCGGUGAGAUUGCACAAGGGGGCCGACCUCGUCAAAGACCAGACCUUCUUCCUCAGCCAGAUCUCCCAGGAUGCCCUGCGGCAGACCAUUUUCCCUCUCGCUGGCCUCACCAAGGAUUUUGUGAAAAAGAUGGCGGCUGAAGCGGGCUUUCACCAUGUACUGAAGAAGAAAGAGAGCAUGGGCAUCUGUUUCAUUGGUGAGAGGAACUUUGAAAACUUUAUUCUGGAGUACCUUGAACCAAGACCUGGCAACUUUGUAUCCAUUGAGGAUGGCACUGUCAUGGGCACACAUAAAGGCUGGUUCACUUUCACGCUGGGCCAGAGGGCGCGGAUCGGGGGACAGAGGGAUGCUUGGUUUGUGGUGGACAAGGAUAUCAAUACGGGCGAUGUGAUGGUGGCGCCGUCGACCAAUCACCCAUCUCUUUUCCGUGACACCCUGCGGACGGAUCGCUUCCACUGGAUCGCAGAGGAACCGCCGACCCAACUGGCCCGCACCCAGAUGAUGGAGUGCCACUUCCGCUUCAUCCACCAGAUGCCACUAACUCCCUGCACGGUGACUCUCAACAUGGACGGCUCUGUAUGGAUCUCACUGGCACAGCCGCUAAGAGCUUUGACACCUGGACAGUUCGCAGUACUCUACAAAGGUGACGAGUGCCUGGGAAGCGGUAAGAUCAUCCAGCUGGGGCCCAUGACUUCACCAUCCAGCGGAGUCGGGGAAACUUCUCAGCUCAAAGAACAGACGCCAGAACCGGUCAGAUGAGAUUAAAAAACAAAACAAAAAAAACCUCAAGUUAUCCAACACUGUGGUAUGAUAACUCAUACGUCCCUCCCUAUUAGGUUAAUACAUUUACGAUAUUUUAAUAUUUAUUGUCUGGUUACUCCUGUUGUCUCCAGGCAGUAAUGUUCUAUGAGUAUUUGUGCCUUCGCACCAUGUAUUGUAGGAUGACAUAGAUACAUACUCUCCUUCUGCUGCCACACUUAAAAAAAAAACAACACAGUACCAUGUAAUUAUGUCAAGUAAAUUGUUCAAAACCCUUUUCACAUUAGAACGCAAAUUCAUCACAUUCUUUCAGGAUGCUUUCAGGUUAUGAGUUGAAAUUGAUGAUGAUGGCUAGAGAUAUAUUUCCUCGUGAGAAGAUCAAAGGUAGUUAUAGAAAGGGGUGUGAACCAAGAUUAGAUGCACCAAAAUGAAGGAUUUGAGAUAAAUCUCUCAUCGACACCAACUGCAGAAGCAUGGAAAUAAUGUGGUACGUGAAUGUUGUACUGUGAAAAAUGUUCUAACAAACGCGCAUAGUUACAUGAUAAGGAUUUUUUUUGUGUGUGGCAUUCAUUAAACCAUAAAACCUCUUCAUUUAUCCAUAUUAUGUACAUAAGAAACUAAAUAUGAAAAGCCCAAAACUCACAAAUGUAAAUUUUAUUUCAUUACCUUGCUAAAAUAUUGGCUUGUCAUUUUUUGACAAAAGGUGUCAGCUUGCCUUAAUCAUUUUGUUCGGUUUUUCGUAAAGAAAAAAAAGUGACAUAAA